CCCUCUCUUCUCUCGUCUCGUCUCUUCAAGUUCAAGGCGUGGCUUUUAGCUCUCAAUUACGCUUCCCUCUCUCUCUCUUCUCUCUCUCUACCAGCAAAAGAAAAUACGUCUUCAAGCACUCAUCGAUUACCCUGUCUCCUUCACAUUCACAUCUACAUCCACAGAGAGAGAGAGAAAGUCUCUGCUCCAUACUCUCUCUCUUUCUCUCUCUCUCUCUUCGAUCACAUGAUCUGAGUCGUUCCGUUUUGAUUUCUGUCGCAGCUUUUGACUCUACCGCAGCAGACAAGAAAGGGGGAAGCUCAAUACCUUCUGUCUGUCGUGGCUUGCUUCUUUCCAUCUUUUCUUGUUUCUCCUUCUGUUUGUUUCCUUUCAAUUUCUUCUUAUAAAUUUCAGUGGAGAUGGAGAGGUGGGAGAAACCGCUUCGGGAAGACAGAUACAGACACGCAAGGGCAAACCCAUCUUUCUCUUCAACCCUUCUCGACGUUAUCUACCGCUCGAUCGACGAAGGCGAGGACCCAAGAGAAGAAGAGCUGAUCCUUUACAGAGAGACCAUGAGAAAGAAACAGAGCAGUUGUGUUCGUGGAAGCAGCGUUUUGCCAGAGGAAGAGAUGGCAAAUCUUCGACGAGCUUGCCUGAUCGAACAAUGGAUGGAGAAGAAAGUAAGCGAGAAGGUCGUAGUUCGUCGGAAGUCGUCGGCUCCGGAUUUCGAUUUCAAGCCACCAAAACGAGGGAACGAUCGAAAUUCUUUGUUGUUAAAUUCUACUUCAAGCUCUUCAGAUUCCAGCUGUGGAGGAGGGUUUUCUUCUUCUGAAACCGAGUCAGUUUACGGCGCGAGGUCGAGAUCCUCAGGUUUGAAACCAGUUCGAACUGUGGUUCCCGUUCGAUCGGAGAAGCCUCCACGCCACGAACAGCAACAGAGGCAGUUCAACGAUUUUGAUGCUCAUUUCCAGCAGAGAAGCAACUCUGUACCUCAGCAAAAGCCGAAGCACGAAAGUGGUUUCACCAAGACAAAAUCUAGAGCUUUAAAGAUCUACGGUGAUCUAAAGAAGGUGAAGCAGCCCAUCUCGCCUGGCGGUCGGCUCUCCAGUUUUCUCAAUUCUCUGUUCACGGCAGGUAAUCAGAAGAAAGCAAAGAUCUCUUCUUCUACUUCUUCAGUUGGAGGCAUUGACGAUGAGAGGAAAUCAAAAUCCGCACAGGCGUCGACGUGCUCGUCUGCUUCCUCAUUCUCAAGGUCCUGUUUGAGCAAAACCCCAUCUUCGAGAGGAAAAUUAAGCAAUGGCAUGAAGAGGUCUGUACGGUUCUACCCUGUUAGUGUAAUUGUCGAUGAGGAUUGUCGACCCUGUGGACAUAAAUCUCUCUACGAAGACGAUCCCAAUUUGAAGGCCAUAAAAACAGUUAGGAAGAUUGGAGAAGCUCCUUUGCACAACGAAGAGCUCCAAUUCCAUCUCAGGGAGAAGAACCGUCGUGUAGAAGAAGCCGCACGGGAUCUUCUUAAAGGUUAUCAGAAGAAAUGUGACUUUAACAUGAGAGAUCUUCACGAAGACGUCGAUGACGAUGAAGACGAUGAUGAUGCAGCAAGCUAUUCAAGUUCUGAUCUUUUUGAGCUCGAUAACCUUGCAGCGAUUGGCAUCGAACGGUAUCACGAAGAGCUGCCGGUGUAUGAAACAACUCAUCUUCACACGAAUCGCGCCAUUGCUAAUGGCUUGAUACUGUAGUUGUUAGAGAGGGGGAAAAUGUUGAAAUUGAAAGAAAAAGAAGAAAAUAUUAUCCGUUUAA
Macadamia integrifolia is the source of this 1776-nucleotide messenger RNA. Its product is annotated as protein BIG GRAIN 1-like A. Bases 399 to 1715 code for a protein of 438 amino acids. The record is from RefSeq and is a predicted model, not a curated record. The transcript has a single exon. Lineage: Eukaryota; Viridiplantae; Streptophyta; Magnoliopsida; Proteales; Proteaceae. Gene Ontology annotation, biological process: auxin-activated signaling pathway.